Messenger RNA from Linum tenue, 1825 nucleotides. The record is from the annotation of a GenBank genome assembly. NCBI's taxonomy places the organism in Eukaryota, Viridiplantae, Streptophyta, Magnoliopsida, Malpighiales, Linaceae.
CUGGAGGCUGGAGCAACGACCGCCGUCUGUAACUCCAUUGCUAAAUUUCCCGAACUCCCCUGACAACACGAAGUCCCAAAUCCGCCGUCAACCCGACAGUCAGACGGACAAAGUCUCUUCCUUCAUCCUCCAAACCUACCUUCUCCAGGCAGUUCAAAACAACAUCCACCAAACCCCUCCUCUCAAUUCCGCCGCAAAAAGUCCCUGUAAUUUCUUCCAUCGAAUUGCCGACAAACUAGCUCCGAGGUCUGGUUUUCUCUCCCCGCCAGGUGUUAUUCUGCCGGCUUGGCCUUGGAAGCCCGGCUGAUAUCCAGCUACCAAUCGUCUUCCUCUGUCACCGAGUUCUAGGGUUUCUCUUUUCCUUUCCAUGAAACCAAGUUCCUUCAUUUCGUUGCUGAAUUCUGAUUCCGUUCUUGUAAUUUUAUUGUGAUGGAUCAGAUGCAGAAGCAUUUGCCUAACAAGAUUGAAGAUGAGCAGCGCUCAGCUAAUUCUCCGCUUCAACCUGCCGCAGACCUCCAUCUGGAGGUGCAAGACGUGGAUCUCCAUUCCAACUCUACUGUAGAAGUAAAGGAAGAAGCAAAGCCGGCAUUUUGCUCUGCGCCCUCUGUUGCCACUUCUCAACCUAGCUGUGUGGUGGUGGUAGUUAAUGAGGAGGAUGAGUCGCCUUUGCCCUCUGCUCCGGAGCCUCCCACGAAGCCCUCUCUCUCUAGGGAUCCAAGUUCUCAUGAACAGUGCAGAGUGUGUCAGCAAGAGAAGGAAGAAGUUCUCAUUGAUUUGGGGUGCAAAUGUAAAGGGGGGCUUGCUAAAUCCCACCGUUCAUGCAUCGAUGCUUGGUUCCGGACGAGGGGAUCAAAUAAGUGCGAGAUAUGCCAAGAUAUUGCAGUCAAUGUGCCCCCUCCAGAAUCUCAACCAAGUACAAACUACUGGGUGUGGAGACUUGAUCCAAGUUACAGACCUCGAGACAGGGAAAGGGGUUGUUUUAGUCCUCUUUGGGUGGCAUUCUCGAUUCUUAUCGGUGGCCUCUUGUUGGAUGUGCUGAUCUCCAUCACUCUUGGAGUUUCUGCUCUACCUGUCAACGUAAUAAUUGGAGUGAUUGUUCUGCUUGGACUUGGAACAGCACUUCGGUUGGCUCUGGAGUUCUGCCAUGAAUGGAGUUUCAGGAGAGCAGUUCACAGGGUUGAUGCGAAUGUGAACCUCGGGUAUCAUCCCACAUUAUAGAGCACUUAGGCGCCUGUACAGAGAAGAAACACAGAACCAGAUGGACCGGCUGUUACAUCCUGUCCAGUGUAUAUAACUAUAUAUAGUUAGGGGAAACGGGCGUGCAUACUAUCUGUUGUUUAUGCUUUGAGCACCACCACUACUCAUUCCCGAAUCGAGUGUGGCUGCUGCAGUGAAAGGCGAUGGUGGUCAACUGGGGAACAAGCCCUUGUAAAUGAUGAAACGGCCAAGAUUGUGAAGCUGGUCUUCUUUUCGCUAGGACAUUGAUUAUUACUUUCAAUAAACGGCCAGUUAGCAUUCUUUGUUCUCAAUGUUCAUUAUAGAACUCGUUUUCAUAGCAGAGAUGGAAUUAGGAAUACAGCAGGGUUGCUCAUUUGUUCCAUGUUCUUUUUCCUCUGAUAAGUUAAUAGAAUGUUUUUGGUAAUGUGCAUGCAUAACAACACUUUCACUGUGUGCUUGUUAGAAUUCUGGGUCUCAACUCUCAACUCUCAACCUCUAUAAUGUAACUUGAAACAGGUCUCUCAUGGAUGAAAGGGGAAGGUCCUGAAGAGCAAGUUUUAGUAUGAAUGAGAGGUUUGUAUUGUUGUGGUGUAUAUGACUGACAUUA